Messenger RNA from Penicillium crustosum, 1638 nucleotides. RefSeq lists its product as uncharacterized. Gene Ontology annotation, cellular component: chromatin. Lineage: Eukaryota; Fungi; Ascomycota; Eurotiomycetes; Eurotiales; Aspergillaceae. Gene Ontology annotation, biological process: DNA-templated transcription; regulation of transcription by RNA polymerase II. The record is from RefSeq and is a predicted model, not a curated record. The transcript is spliced from 4 exons. Bases 1 to 1638 code for a protein of 545 amino acids. Gene Ontology annotation, molecular function: RNA polymerase II cis-regulatory region sequence-specific DNA binding; DNA-binding transcription factor activity, RNA polymerase II-specific; zinc ion binding.
AUGAGCGGACACAUACACUUGAAAAGCCCUUUCCUUGCCGCUGUAGCAAAAGGUUUGCCAGACGGUAAGAAGAAAACUGGCCCUAAUGACCCUUCUUGCCACGGUGAGGUUGAGUUAUCCGAUGUCUCCGUGAAUGGCGAUGCUUCGCAUCUCGUUGGAUCCGAGACAGUUCAAGGUCGAGCACUGGAUUUAUGGCUAGAUGAUCAUCAAGACGCCCCGUUGGCGGUUUCUAGACCGGUCCAGCCACCAAGGCACCAGGAUGCCGAGGACCAAAAUCCAAUUGUCGCAUACGAUUUGCCAACUAAUUUGCUAGGUGAAAUGCCAUCGGCGGAAGAAAUACAACUAUCAACUACGACCAGGCUUCCCUCAAACGCUCCACAACAAUCUUUUGACGAAAAUCUGCACGAUCUUCAAAUUUUAUGGGGCAGCAUGGAAGCAAACCUUUCCUGGGGAGGGCCAUUUCCAGUAGACUCGGGUAUUCCCAAUGAACUGAUUUCCCUGCCUGAGUUCGAUAUCCCGGAGCCGACACGUUCUGGAUUCUCGGAACUGCCUACAGGUCCAAAUUCUGGCUCAAGGCGAUCAGAUAGCCCCUAUUCGGAUGAUGACACCUCAUUAUGCAACGAUCAGCUUCCACCGUUACAAAAAGAUGACCACGCCGCUUUGUCACUCCCAGAUAAUCCCUCACAGCGUCCAUGCGGUUCUUCCGCAGAACACCCGAGAGUUCUCAGCGCGAAUUACCCUUGGCAUAUCUCCAAGGAUGAUUACCAGGCAGUUGUAUCCCAUGUUGCGAAUGUUCGCCAUAUUCUCCCGGAGUCAUUUAGCCUUCCGUCCAAGUACGUAUUUUGCAGAUACGUCGAGGGGUUUUUCACAGGAAGCCAUGAACAUUUACCAUUUCUACAUUUUCCCACUGUUUCAGUGGCAUAUCUGUCGCCGCAUCUGACACUAGCCAUAAUUGCUAUGGGCGCGCAAUAUCGAUUUGAACGAGCUCGUGCCGUGACAUUCUACAGGGCUUCAAAAUCUCUGAUCGACUAUCACAUCAGAGUGAACUUACAAGGGAAAUUUCUCGGCACUCCGAGAGGCCAGAAUGACGACGCAAAAUCUGCCUUUUCGGCAGAUAUUGAAGUGUUACAAGCUCAGGUCAUUCUCACAACCCUGGGUAUCUGGGCUGAUCCCGAGCUGCUCCACGAUUCACUUGCGAUGGCUAGUCAAAUGUCACUUUAUCUUCGGGACAGCGGACUUCUCUUGGAUGAUACUCCCACCCACGAUGGAACAUGGAGUUCUUGGGUGCAGCUAGAAGGGCGGCGACGUACCAAGUUUAUUGCAUUUAUGCUUUCCAACGUCCAAACCAUUCUUUACAAUACACCCCCAAAAAUUUUAAAUAGUGAAAUCACCUCGCUCUAUCUCCCAUGGCCCGAGGAACUCUGGAGGGCUUCCAGCUCUGCCGAAUGGAAGACCCUUCUCCAAAGAUGGCCAUCCUGUCCCUCAUUCGGUGAUGGCUAUGCCCAACUGUUUCGAUCACACUUGGGAGUCGGCAACCUGUCUUUCACUGUCCGAGGAAAAGGGAGCUUCCUUACCGCACGAGACUCUUACAAGAUUUCACGCCGCACUUCACAGGUGGCAAAAAAGUUGGCAGAUUAG